AUGCCAAUCAACCUUCAAGUCCGGUGGGGGAGAAUCCUACUUCUUAUCAACCUAUGUCUCUUCAGUUUCGCGGUGCUUCUGAAUAUGUGGGCUCUUCGCGGGUGGAACUCCUUUGGCAACAAAGAAUUGCUUCAAGCCAGCAAUAGCCACCACCGAGACCCCCUGGGCUAUUACCCUCUUCUAGACGUAGCAACCUACGGUCCCAUGAGAUUCGAUGCAGAGUUAAGGGGAAAGUCGAUCUUCAAGGGCCCCCCUAGCGAACUACUUGACAAUGCUUGGAGCAAACUGGUUAAUCAGCCUAUGAUUUUAGUGGACAACGAGGCACUACAAUCUUUUGAUCCUACUUCCAAACCUUCGAAGGGUGUCGACGGACAUUAUUAUGCUACAGUUGAAGUGUAUCAUCAGCUUCAUUGCUUAGACAUAAUCCGCAAGUUUAUCUGGAGGAACCACUAUCAACAUGUAGACACGUUUAUGGAUCCUCCGCAGAUGGUAUGGGAACACGUCGAUCAUUGCAUAGAUCUGCUUCGUCAGGUGCUCAUGUGCAAUGGCGAUAUUGGGCUCAUCUUCUACACCGAUGUUGGCAAGGAACAGCCUAUCGCACGAGUGUCCACAACGCACAUGUGUCGAAACUUUUCACAGAUUACAGAGUGGGUAAACGGUCACGAUUCCGAGUUGGGUGUUUUUGCGGAGGUUUGA
Anthostomella pinea is the source of this 696-nucleotide messenger RNA. The record is from the annotation of a GenBank genome assembly. Lineage: Eukaryota; Fungi; Ascomycota; Sordariomycetes; Xylariales; Xylariaceae.